Molecule: messenger RNA, 338 nt
Organism: Scutellospora calospora
Lineage: Eukaryota; Fungi; Glomeromycota; Glomeromycetes; Diversisporales; Gigasporaceae
Source: the annotation of a GenBank genome assembly
UCAUUCAAUUUAUUCGGAUAAAAGUGUGGUAAAAAGUUGUCUAAGGGAGGAUAAUUGUUUUGCUCUUGGCACAAGAAAUAUCAAAAACAAGGUUGACAAAAUAAAAAAUGAACCUGAUUUUUAUGAAAAUGCUCCUUUUCUUACUCUGGCAAAGGAAUUAUUAAAAUUAGUCAAGGAAGAUAAAGUAGAGGUGAUUUUCCUCUCCGCUUAUGAUAAAAGGGCUUUUGCCGACGACGACCCGCGCAAGAAAAAAAUCUUUGGGGAAACUUUUGGGAAAUUUCCCAAUUGUUCAUUAAAAUUGCUGGGAUUUGAUAGUGAAGGUCAAGGUCAAACCAAAG